CCCGCCGCUCCAACAAUUAACACUUUUCUGUCCUCUGUCAGUCAUUCAGCCCGAGCUGCUCCAGGAGACAGUACGCGCAGACAGAGCUGAGAGAAAGCGAGAGACUGCAUCAUGGAUGUUCUUAUGCCCUCCAUGCUAGGGGAGGAUCCACACCUCAUGGCUGAACCGGCGGCUCAGAUCUUCGAGCAGCCCAAGCAGAGGGGAAUGCGCUUCAGGUACAAGUGUGAGGGUCGCUCGGCCGGAAGCAUCCCCGGUGAGAAGAGCUCCGACAACAACAGGACGUACCCCAGCCUGCAAAUCCUGAAUUACUGCGGUAAAGGGAAGGUGCGCGUUUAUCUGGUGACGAAGAAUGAACCGUAUCGACCGCAUCCACACGACCUAGUGGGGAAGGACUGCAAAGACGGAUUCUACGAGGCCGAGUUUGGUCCAGACCGCAGAGUGAUUGCUUUCCAGAAUCUGGGUAUCCAGUGUGUGAGGAGGAGGGAAGUGAAAGAUGCGAUUGUUCAGAGGAUAACCAGAGGGAUCAACCCAUUCAAUGUGCCACGUGAGCAGCUGCUGCAGACGGAGGAGUACGACUUGAACGUGGUUCGUCUGUGCAUCCAGGUUUUCCUGCAAGAUGAAAACGGCCAUUAUACCCGAGCACUCAACCCCAUCGUCACCAACCCCAUCUACGACAACAGGGCCCCAAACACAGCAGAGCUGAGGAUCUGUCGGGUCAACAGGAACAGUGGAAGUGUGAAAGGAGGAGAUGAGAUCUUCUUACUUUGUGACAAAGUACAAAAAGAUGACAUUGAGGUGCGCUUCUUCUCCUCCGAUGGCUGGGAGGCCAAAGGCUCCUUUUCUCAGGCUGACGUUCAUCGCCAAGUUGCCAUUGUUUUCAAGACACCGUCCUACUACAACACCUCCAUAACAGAGUCCAUCACUGUGCACAUGCAGUUGCGGCGACCCUCCGAUCAAGAAGUCAGUGAACCAAUGGAUUUCAGAUAUCUGCCUGACGACAAAGAUCCUUAUGGCUACAAUGAAAAGAAGCGCAGAAGAGAGCAUUUGAUGAAGAUGUCAGGAUUGUCAGGUGCUCCUUUUGCUGGUCUAGCUAUGAGUAGGCCAAAGGCGGUUUCACAGAGUACCAUGGGUCACAUGCGGAAAGACCUUCCCAACAUGUACCUGAGGCAGAACACACCUAUGAUGCAGCAACAAUCUGUCUUCAACCAGCCCUACCAACCCAGCCCUCAAAAUGUAAUGAUGACAUCUCCGGCUCCUAAUCUACAAAUCAGCCGUUCAUGGACAAAUCCCAAUCCAGCACUCUCCGUGGACACAGUGACCAUCAACCCAUCUGUUGGCAUCAGCGCUCUUCCACGCCCUAAUAACAGCAGGCUGCAACAGCAAAACCGCGGGUCUGGUUACUCCAACAGAGGGCACAGCAGCUGUGAGAACAACACCCUCCCUCAGCUCUCCAUACGGGACUUGCAGUGCUUGGACACAGUUCCUCAGGCCCAAGCAAUGAACCAGACGCAGACUCAGCCACCCUUCCAACCACAGCAUCAAAGGGAGGAGCUUGCACCAGAGACUCAGGCUCAGAACCCUAUGGGCAACCAGAGCCAUGGUCUCCAGACUAUGUGGUCUGGUUUCAAUACCCUCAAUGCAGGCCAGAACACCUUUAAUGGAUCGGUACUUGGAGGUGGACAGGCGUCACAGGGACUUGGCUCAUUCCCCUUCCUAGAGGGAAUGGAAGGAGAUGAUUUUCUGAAAGGCCUUGUAGGAGUGGGGUCUCAGACCAGCUGUCAGCUAAAGCAGGAGCCCCAGAUCACAGUGGGCCAAGAGAGCCAUGCUUCUCUCAUGCAUUCCCCAAGGGAAAGCCAAGGGAAUACUUACACCAACCUGCUUCCUCGUCCUAUGAGCAAUGGUGCCAACAUGGAUCCAAUGAGACAGGAUGGUGUUGGCAUCACUCAGCCUCUUACAAAUCUGCAGAAUCGUUACGGAAACAACAGCAUGGUCUCGGAAGGUCACUUUCCAAGUGUGGCUGACUGGCUCAAAGCAACUCGGCAAAAUGAGUAAAAGAGUGACAUUUUUGGUAUCAAAAAACAAGCAAAAGCAGUUUCAAGGUGAACACUGAUCUUCUUGAGCCUUGAAAAGUCAGGAAUUUUACAUCACUUGUACUGGCUCAGUAAGGCUUAAUAGAUGUUUGCUUGAGGAAUUUCCUCAGUGGACAUCAGACGAAAAUUAUUGGCAGCCAGCUGGAUCCAUAGCCAGAUGAAGGCUUUGUUUCAGGCAGUAAACUGAUUGACUAGUUCUCUGUUUAGCAACGACCUCACCAGAAACGCUUCCUACUUCUGUAUGGCCAAACAUGUUACUUGGUUGGUUGUCUUGCAGCUGCUGGUGCUCUCCAGACUGAUCAGUAGAACUGAGCUCACAUGGGUCCAGCUGGUUUCAGCAAUACUAAGACUUGUAUGGCUGAACUAUGCCUUAGGUUGUAAUUAUGACCUUACUACAGGCUAAUGGCUUCCAAACCAAAGUGAUGCCUUUGAAGAAGUGAAUGUAUUGCUUUCUUUCUUUGUCUUUGUCAGGUGAUGUUGGAUUUACCGACAGCAUACUGUGUAAUAUGUGUAAUAGCGCUAUAUAAAUAAAAUUGAAUUGAAUUGUAAUAAAUGUUUUGCUGGUGGGGUGGUUUGAUCUUAAGAAAAAAAGGGGGUUAAUGGAUUUUUUUUUUAAAGUGUAGCAGAAGAAAUUGCUUAUUGCCAAGGGUUUACUUUUUAUUUCUUUGUAAAACAUGUCAGUUUGAUUUUUGGUACCAGAGCAUUUGCUUUAAAGUGCACUCUGUACAUACAUGUUAGCCGUAGUUGAGAGUGACAGCAGUAACCAUGCUGAAACACUCAAGAACUGGCAAGGUACUGAAAUUUCCAUUGAGGAAGUGGGAGGACGCACAUUCAGUGGUGUUUCUCCUUUGUAAUGACUAUGUCAUACCAGCAAUCACGUGUUAUCCAGAGUUCUCAGAGCAUUUCUAGCAGAUGUUUUAUACGUAGAUACAGGCAUCAGAUACAGAUGUCAAUUUUAAUGUUUUAUUCAUUUUACUGAUGCUCUUAGGGAUAGUUACCAAAAACUUCUUGCUCAAGGACUGACGGCACAUGGCUGAUAAUGGACAAACACUGACUUCUGUCAGACAACUUUAGCACCUCACUCAGCCUAAAAUGUUUUCUUAAUUUUAUGCCUUCUAGAAGCUUUUUUCUUGUAUGAAAGUAUAUAUUUUGAUGACUACUUUGUAAGAUUUGAUAUUUUUGUUUCUCUUUUUUCUACAAGAUCAGCAAUAAACAGUCUGUUUCUA
Messenger RNA from Amphiprion ocellaris (clown anemonefish), 3316 nucleotides. It is a transcript of the gene rel, whose product is annotated as v-rel avian reticuloendotheliosis viral oncogene homolog. Gene Ontology annotation, cellular component: cytoplasm. Gene Ontology annotation, biological process: non-canonical NF-kappaB signal transduction; inflammatory response; response to cytokine. The record is from RefSeq and is a predicted model, not a curated record. NCBI's taxonomy places the organism in Eukaryota, Metazoa, Chordata, Actinopteri, Pomacentridae. Gene Ontology annotation, molecular function: DNA-binding transcription factor activity, RNA polymerase II-specific; RNA polymerase II cis-regulatory region sequence-specific DNA binding. The transcript is spliced from 11 exons. The coding region runs from base 112 to 2052 and encodes 646 amino acids.